AUGUGGAACAACCAAGAAAGACCGAAAUGUUCAGUAUGCAAGCAUAAAGGGAUAAGCUGUCCACCAUAUUGUUUCUAUGCUCCUUAUUUUCCACCAGAUAGUCCAACUGCAGAUCAAGAGUUCGCCAAUGUUAAUAGAUAUUACGGUACAAAUAACUUCAAGUCGCUCAUCAUACGAGCUGGUGGUAUAGAAUAUGACCCUGUUCGUCGGAAGAAUGCAGCCGACACGUUAAAGUCUGAAGCUAAUCUUAGAAGACAUGAUCCUGUAUUGGGGAUAACAGCAAUUGUUAAAUCACUUGAAGACCAAUUGAGUGAUGCUGAAGGACGUCUAAAAAUAGCAAUAGCUACGAAUAACAGAUGGCGUGACACAGUAUUAGCAAAUCAAUGGGAAAAGGCUUAUGACACAAAUCCAUCUGAAUUUGGUUUUGUAAAAGAGCCUGAGCUAUCUGAUGAGCAGAUUGAAAAAUUUGUAGAAUCUGUCAUUCAAGAACCAGACCUGAAACGACAAAGAGUCGAUGAGACAGGGGAAUUCUCUGGUUCAGCUGCCGACGGACGCAAGGGAUAA
Messenger RNA from Papaver somniferum (opium poppy), 564 nucleotides. Its product is annotated as protein ASYMMETRIC LEAVES 2-like. The transcript has 3 exons. NCBI's taxonomy places the organism in Eukaryota, Viridiplantae, Streptophyta, Magnoliopsida, Ranunculales, Papaveraceae. The record is from RefSeq and is a predicted model, not a curated record. Bases 1 to 564 code for a protein of 187 amino acids.